Paramacrobiotus metropolitanus is the source of this 3214-nucleotide messenger RNA. Its product is annotated as rab GTPase-binding effector protein 1-like. The transcript is spliced from 15 exons. Gene Ontology annotation, biological process: endocytosis. The coding region runs from base 361 to 2946 and encodes 861 amino acids. Gene Ontology annotation, molecular function: GTPase activator activity; metal ion binding; growth factor activity. The record is from RefSeq and is a predicted model, not a curated record. NCBI's taxonomy places the organism in Eukaryota, Metazoa, Tardigrada, Eutardigrada, Parachela, Macrobiotidae. Gene Ontology annotation, cellular component: intracellular membrane-bounded organelle.
UUCAAUUUGAUGAAUUUCCCGUUUUUCUCCUGAACGAAUUCCCAUUGAUUUCUCCUCGACUUCUCCUUGGUCUUGUGACAAUUAUCAGUCUGAAAGAAUUAAUAAUUUCUUGGCAAGUUGCCCAUGGGAGGUGAUUGUUAGGUAAUAUGGUGAUGCCAUUCAUCUCAAUCAUAUCAGGAUGGUGAUUAUCGCGGGAUGGCUGGGAAGCGAGACAUGAGCAACUGCAAGGCAGCCUGAGUUUCUUCGCUCUCCAUGUGUGCCUGUGUCCUGUGAACGCUCAGCUUGACGUCAGUGCCACAGUCCUUAUUGAUUCCUUAUUUCCAACGCGGUGGUUGCUGCGCUGAAUCUGGCUGCCGUCUGAUGGCGGACGAAGUGGACCGUCAGCCGCUGGCCAGCGCCAGCUCCCUCGGCUUCCUGGGCCCCUUCAGCGCCGCCGCCGCGGAAGAAUCGGGAAAAGGGGAAGCCAGUCCAGCGUCCAGUCAUGAUGACAAGAGUGGUGAUGCCGAGGACAGUCUCCUGCUGGAUGUGGACAGCGCCGGCGCCGAGGAGUUGCGUCCGCUAAUUAAACAGCUGCGCCAGCGCCAGACCCAGCUGCUGCUGGAGAAGCAGGAGCGCGACGAGGAGUUCGGUCGGCAUCGCGCCAUGUUCAAGGAGAUGUACAUGCAGAAGGAAGGCGAAGUGGGGAGUAUGGCGGCGGCGCGGCAGGCCAGCGCCUCCGACUACCAGACCCUCGCCCGCGACUUCACGGCCCUGCAGAACGAGCUGGCGGAGAUCAAGGCGGUGGCGGUGAUCGCCGAGUCCAGCUCCAAGGAGGAGCUGGACGGGAUGCGGCGCCGCUACCAACAGGAGCUGGACUCCAUGGAGCAAGCCAUGCGCGCCACCAUCGAAGACGCCGUGCAGUCCACCGAGUCCAAGUACCAGCUGGAGCGCCGGCAGCUGAUCGAGGCCAACACGCGCCUCAAGGCCGAGCUGGACGAGCUGCGACGGAGGGCGGCGGCGCAGAGCAGUCCGGACCGCAACGGAUUACUGGCCACCCUCUCCCGCAAGGUGGGGGUGGGCGUGGCCGCCUCCCCGCCGGCGAUGCAUCCCAGCGCCAGUCUGCAGACGCUGCGGUCGCCCAGCAGUGAGGAGGAGACGUAUAACAGCGAUAUGAAGCGGGCCAAGGACGACGCGGACUUUAUGCGCUCCUUGGUGGUCCCCCUGGAAGACGAGAUCAACGUCCUGCGCAGUCAACUGCACGAAGCCCAGGAGAAGCUAGAGUAUUACGAGCAGGAGAAGCCGAAACUCAGUCGCCAGACUGACGACGGUCUGGAGCAGCUGACCCGCAAGUUCGGCUCGAAGGAGCUGGAUCUGUCGACGGCGUCGAAGGGCGACAUCGAGAUGUACCUGGGCGUGAUGCAGACGCAGAAGCUGGUGCUGCAGGAGGACGCCGCCGCGUCGCGCCGCGAGUUGGCGCGCGUGCAGAAACUGCUGGAGCAGGAGCGCGAGGUGACGCAGUACUUCCGGCGGUGUCUCAACGCCGCGCCCUUCUCGCCCAGCCACGCUCGCAACCGCAGUGAUGACUCGCUGGAUAUUACGCGGUCGGAUAAUGUGUCGCUGCGUUCCGGCGAUGGAGAAGUAGAAUCUCCGCUGCAUCACGGCAGUCCCUCGCUGGAGCUGGAGAUGAGCGGCGACGACGUGCUGAUCAGUUUAGACAGCAGCCGGCGCCCCACCCUGGCCUCGUUGGCCUCCGCCGCGGCGCCGCAGAUGCUGAUGGCCGGCCCGAGCCCGGUCAGCGGGUGCGCCAUGUGCGCCAACUACGAGUCGACGCUGCAGCUGGCGCAGAAGACGGAGACGCGCCUGCGCCAGGAGCUGGACGCCGCCAAGGCGGCCGUGACGCGGCUGAAGGAGGAUCUCAAGCACGAGCAGCACUUCCGCGAGGAGAUGGACCGGCGUGUUGGGCAGGCCGUGCAGGACACGCAGCACCAGAUAUCGGAGCUGCAGCGACUGCUGGCGGAAGCGGAGAAGCGCGAACAGGAAGCGGAGGAUGCGCAUCAAGCGGCGCGCGUCUCCUUGGAGCACAUCCUUCGUGAUAUGGUGUUCCAGCGCGAACAAACGGCGAAAGAGCUGGGCUUCCUGGAGGCGGAGAACGGGCGGCUGACGGACCGGUACACGGCGGAGUGGCGGCGCAUGCAGGAGGAGGAGAUCAGUCUGCCGACGGACGUGGAGGAGCUGCACCACCUCCUGCUCAAGUACCGCGAGGACGUGAUCCGCAGCCGCGUGGCCAAGGAGCACGGCGAGGACGGCCUGCGCGGCGAGCUGCUCUUCCUGCGCGACCAGCUGGCCGCCGAGCAGCACAACAAGGACGGCCUCCUCCACAUGCUCACCAAGGAAGCCGAUGCGUUGCGGGAGCGGUUGGGUAUUCUGGAGAGUGAGAAGAGCGAAUUGGAGCGGCAGCUGCGGGAGGUGCGGGAGAAGCGGCUGGAGGAGGGCCUGGCCAGUCAGACGGCGGAAGCGCUGCUGCUGCGCACGCAGCUGGACACGCUGCAGGCCGAGCGCAGCAAACUCGACAAGGACCUGCACCACUCGCGGUCGCGCGCCCAGGCCCUGCAGGUCGAGCUCGACAACAGCGAGGCCGUGCAGCGCGACUUCGUCAAACUCUCCCAGUCCCUACAGGUUGAGUUGGAGAAAAUCCGGCAGGCGGAGAACGAAGUGCGUUGGCAGCUGGACGAGGACGUGGACGAGUGCAACGCCUGCCGGCAGCCCUUCGUCCUGCCUAGGAAAAAAGUCCGCUCGCUCAAGAUCCACUGCCGGCACUGCGGCAAGAUCUUCUGCGUGGACUGCCUGAACCGCGAGGUGCUGAGCGGACCGCACCGCCGUCCGGUGAAGGUCUGCCAGGUGUGCCACACCAUCCUCAACCGCGACACCGCGCCCUACUUCAGCCACGCCCCGCCCUCCCCCAAGUAGACCUACCAAUCACGCGCGAUUCCGUCGAAGCAGCGCCUGUUCGCCUCCCAUUCCAAAGAUACCGUGGAUUUGUUGGAUUUGCGCUUUUUUCGCAGCUUGAUGCGCUGAGAUAUGUAUGUUGGCUGUUUGAGCCGUUGUCCGUCAUUCGCGAUUACUGAUCGUAACACGCAUCCGGUGCUUUAUGUGAUUUUAUACACUCAGACGUUUAGAGCAACCCAGUCAGAUUGCUUCUAUGCGGAUUUUGAUUAAAUUUAUUCAUCGAACGAGA